AUGGCGCUUCGUUUGCACGUGUGCCUCCCCAGUGGCCUCUCCUGCGAGCUGGGGCCGUUUCCGCCCGACAGCGCCGUGGCCGAGCUGCGAUCGGGUGCGGAGAAAGCUUUGGGGCGACCAGUGAGGCUCAUUGGCCCCGAUGGCCUCCUUGAGGAGCACCUGUCGCUGCAGAGCGCCAAGCUCCAUGACCACGACACUGUGGGUGCCAUCGCCGACUGGCCGAAGAUGGCGUCCACCUCACGGGCCUUCGUCCUGUGGUGUGGAGGUGGCGUGGUCACCUGGGGCCCUGCUCGCUACGGGGGCGACUGCAGCAAGGUUCAAGCGCUGCUGGAGACCACGCAGAUCCAACACGUGCAGAGCUCCGAUCGCGCCUUUGCCGCGAUCUUGGCGGACGGCACCGUGUGCUGCUGGGGCGAUGGCAACUUUGGGGGUGACAGCUGUAGCGUCCAGGAGCAGCUGGUGAAUGUGAAGCAGAUUAAGGCCUGCAACACUUGCUUCGGCAGCUCCUUUGCGGCAGUGACCUGUGAUGGGGCUGUGGUGACCUGGGGCCAUGAGCGCGCCGGCUUGGGCGACCCGAACUACGGCAUCGAGCGGCCCAAGUUGCUGGAGCCGGUGGAGGAGCUCCAGUCGGUGGAUGGUUUCAACGGUGGCGCCUUUGCCGCCCGGUCGGCGAACGGCGCGGUGAGCACCUGGGGCGACUGCAAGCGUGGCGGUGAUAGCCGAGGCGUUCAGGAGCAGCUGAGGCAGGUGCGCCAGCUGCAAGCUUCUAGGAAUGCCUUCGCCGCGAUCACUGAGCCGGAUGGAAGAGUCGUGACUUGGGGACUUCAAGAGGGUGGUGGAGAUAGCACAGCUGUUCAGGAUCAGCUGCAUCAUGUGGAGAAGAUUCAGGUCUCCUGUGGCUUCGCGGGCGACGCCUUCGCAGCGAUCCGCUCCGAUGGCCGCGUGGUGACGUGGGGCUGGGCAGAGUCGGGUGGCGACAGCAGCCGAGUGGAGGGGCGGCUGCGGGAGGUGCAAGAGCUGCAGGCCACCAGUGGCGCCUUUUGCGCCCUCCGGGCCGAUGGCCGUGUGGUGACCUGGGGCCGCCCGUUGUACGGUGGCCAUGUGCCACCGGAGGUCUCAGAGCAGCUACGGGAGGUGCAAGAGAUUCAGGCCUCCUCGGGUGCCUUCGCAGCCCUCCGCCGCAAUGGCGUGGUCGUGGCCUGGGGCGAUCCGAGCUUCGGCGGCGACUGCAGCGAGGUCCAGGAGCAACUCACCCAGGUGCGCCAGAUUCAGUCCACAGUUUCGGCCUUUGCGGCCAUAUCUUCGGCUGGCACAGUGGUCACUUGGGGCUUCCCGAGCCACGGUGGCGACAGCAGCCAGGUGCAGGAGCAGCUGAAGGAUGUGCUCGAGAUCCAGUCGACGGGCCGAGCGUUCUGUGCGUUGACCUCCGACCGGCGCGUCGUCACCUGGGGUGAAGCCGACUUCGGAGGCGAUAGCAGUCACGUCCAAGAUCGUCUCCGAGAGAUCCUGCAGCCUUAG
Molecule: messenger RNA, 1518 nt
Organism: Durusdinium trenchii
Lineage: Eukaryota; Dinophyceae; Suessiales; Symbiodiniaceae
Source: the annotation of a GenBank genome assembly